Molecule: messenger RNA, 633 nt
Organism: Blepharisma stoltei
Lineage: Eukaryota; Ciliophora; Heterotrichea; Heterotrichida; Blepharismidae
Source: the annotation of a GenBank genome assembly
AUGUCAUAUUUUUAUCUAUUCAAAAUGAUUAUAAUUGGAGAUACAGGAGUUGGUAAAUCCUGCUUAUUAUUGCAGUUCACUGAUCAAAAAUUCAGAAAUGAUCAUGAUCUUACAAUAGGUGUUGAAUUUGGAUCAAGAACAAUCCAUUUAGGUGAAAAAGAUAUAAAGCUUCAAGUUUGGGAUACAGCUGGAUCAGAAAGUUUUAGAUCGAUAACUAGAUCAUAUUAUAGAGGAGCUGCAGGUGCUUUAUUAGUUUAUGAUAUCACAAGAAGGGACUCUUUUCAGCAUUUAGAUUUUUGACUGAGAGAUACAAGGGAAAAUGGAUUUUCGAAUAUGGCAAUUGUGCUGGUUGGAAAUAAAACAGAUUUGGAUUCGAAAAGAGCUGUGAGUAAACAAGAAGCACAAAAAUUUGCAAGAGAAAACGGAAUGUCAUAUAUAGAGACUUCUGCGAAGGAUGGGAAUAAUAUAGAUAGUAGCUUUGUUGAGAUUGCGAAAGCAAUACUUAUAAAGGUGCAAGAUGGAAGCAUUAAUUUGAAUAAUGAAAACUGUGGAGUUAGAGUAGGGCCGCCUUCAGUGCCUGCAAGGAAUCGGAUCAUUGUAGCUAAAAAGAAAUCUGGAUGCUGUAAAUCUUAA